UUGUCUUGUAGGCGUGUUUGUAUGGACUAUUAUGUAGAGAGUUGUUGAUAGUCUGAAGGGCACUGUAGGUGUCAGAGAGGGGUAAACGUUUUUCCUCCUCCUUAUGGAAUCCCGGGUCUUACUGUCCAGUGAGAAGCUGAUGCCGGUGACACUGGACCUAUAGGAGAAGUGGGAUCCCGCCUGGACCGCAGGGGGAGCAGUGCACCAGGGGCCAGUGCAGCCUUCGGAGCUGCUCCACAGCUCAGAGUCCGGGUCUUUAAAGUGGGCCAUAUACAGGCAGCAGGAGAGAGGACCGCAAUCCGCCCGGGGUUUCUCCCUCAGGACAUGUCAACUUAAUCCUUCACUAUCAUCGAAAACAAAAAUCCUGCUUUAAAUAUGGUGCUGAUUUGCCUAGUUUUCAUUGCUUUCUGUGGAUUCACCAAAUGCCAGGACCUACCAACUUUCGACCUCCUGGAAGGGUUUCGGUUGUCUGAGUCGGAUGGAGUCAGGACCGUGGAUGGGUCUGAUCCCCAGGCUGUGGCUUACCGCAUCAACCCCUCCGUUCAGCUAAGGAGGACGACGAGUGAGGUCUACCCUGAGGGCCUGCCCCCCGACUACGCCAUCAUCGCCACCUUCAAGGUAGCCAAUGAGAGCAUGAGGAACAGCUGGGACCUGUGGCAGGUCAGCGCCCCCGAUGGCCAGGAACAGGUUGGCGUCCGUUUCCCUGGUGAUGGUAGCUCGCUGGACUUCUUCUACACGGGGCCUGGUGGUGCCCGGAUGCUGCGCACCUUUCGGGAUGUGGAGGGGCUCCUGGAUGGCCAGUGGCACAAGCUGGCACUGAGCGUGCAGGGUGAGCGCGUGCGGCUGCUUGUUGACUGCCGCGAGGUCAGCACCGUGCCCAUUGACGGGCAUCGGGCCACCAUUCGCGCUGGCUUCACCUCCAUCGUCAAGCGGGCCGUCGGCGACCACUCCGGCCCGGUGGACCUCCAGCAGAUGGCGCUCUCCUGUGAUCCAGACCAGGCAUACACUGAGGCUUGCUGUGAGCUCUCCAGUGCUUGUGGGGGCCACGCCGAGAUCGGCCUGACUGGGGGGCGCGCCCCCUGCAAGUGUGUUCAUGGCCAGCCAGGUGUGCAAGGGCACCCAGGACAGAAGGGUCACAGAGGUCUCCCAGGCAACCAGGGAGAGGCAGGCAGAGUGGGAAACUGGGGAGUCCGCGGGAGCACAGGCGGCUACGGUCCAUUUGGGGAGACGGGUUCUAAGGGUUUACCUGGAAUUAAAGGGGAGGAAGGAAUGAAUGGACUCCCAGGGAUUCAGGGCGAGAGAGGAAUGAAGGGUCUCAAAGGACUGAACGGAGCUCGUGGAUUCAAGGGUGUACGAGGGAGCCCCGGCGAGAGGGGGGAGACAGGAAGGCAGGGCCCAGUGGGGGCCCCAGGGGAAGUGGGCCAUGAGGGGAUUCUGGGAUAUCAAGGAGUGAAGGGAGAACAGGGGCACCUAGGAGCAGAGGGCCACCGGGGGCACAAGGGACAACAGGGUGUUGUUGGAGAUCCUGGAGAUCGCGGAGCACCAGGGCUCAAAGGGAAACCCGGUGUUCAAGGGCCAGCUGGAAAGCGUGGUACCAUUGGAGAGAAGGGCAUUGUGGGAGACCCUGGCUUUCCAGGGAGAGACGGGGACCUGGGAGUAGAAGGUUACCAAGGAGCCCAAGGUCCAGAGGGAGGGUCAGGUCAGGCGGGGGAGAAGGGAGAGAAGGGGUCAUGGGGUCGCCCUGGAGACAUGGGGCUACAGGGAGUGCCAGGCCCACGAGGCUACAAAGGUUCAGCCGGCAAACCGGGCCGUCCAGGAUUUGUUGGCCCACCAGGGCCCAUUGGACACUUGGGAAUGACAGGACGUCCAGGCCCCAAGGGUGCUACAGGCAAACCAGGCAUCCAGGGAGCCCAAGGGCAGGAGGGGCAACAAGGACAGACGGGGCCCAGAGGUCAGGAGGGGGACAGAGGUAAACAGGGUCCCCGUGGCAAGGAAGGGAAGCGAGGAGCUGGUGGGGAGCCCGGUUCUGCAGGACCUGUGGGGAGCAGAGGCGUCCCGGGAGAUGGGGGACCUCAGGGAUUCCAGGGACCUCCUGGGCCACCUGGCCCAGUGCUGGCUGCCCAGCACGUCAUUGAAGUCUGUAAGAAGGUGGUGCUGGAGCAGAUGUCCACCUUCGCCAACUCCGUGAAGAGGACAUGUGCCACCGUCUGCCCCCUGUAUGGAGACGUGCCCAUGGGAGCCCCAGGCCCCCCAGGACCAAAAGGACCCUCCGGACCACCCGGCGACCCUGGAAAUGACGGAGCUGAAGGGGAGGUGGGCCAGCAGGGGUAUUACGGAGAGCCUGGGGAUCCCGGAAGACCGGGAGUGCCAGGUAACCAAGGAGACCACGGAGACAAGGGAGCUAAAGGGCAUGGCUUACCUGGAUAUGCGGGAGACCAGGGAACGAAGGGCCAACGGGGACGACCUGGCAUCGCCUUUGAAGGCCAGCCUGGGCACCCUGGCGAGAGGGGCCACUUGGGACGUCCCGGACUGAGGGCUCACCCAGGACUCCCAGGAACACCCGGAAUCUGUCUGACGUCGGGGUGCCACCAGCUUGACGUGACACCUGCUCCCCCGGCCACGCAGACUGCCCCCACCCGUAGGAGGCGCCCGUAAGGGGCAAAAGAAGCCAGGGCAUAUUUGGAGGGGGCGUGACCCAAAACAGGGGUGGGGGAGGGGCCACAUUUUGACUGAAGCUGAAGUUAAAUCACAGGCUACACCAGCACACUGGCAUCUGCGAGGCAAAUACAGAUGCUCAUUAUAGUUAAAAGGUCCCUUUUAUUGGGGUAAUUUAUGUUAACAUUCCUAACAUGAAUCAAACUCAAAGUCUCCUCGAGUACCAUGUUCUUUAUAAUAAAACCUCAAAAAUGUGA
This is a messenger RNA of Paramormyrops kingsleyae, 2912 nucleotides long. RefSeq lists its product as uncharacterized. Gene Ontology annotation, cellular component: extracellular matrix. NCBI's taxonomy places the organism in Eukaryota, Metazoa, Chordata, Actinopteri, Osteoglossiformes, Mormyridae. The record is from RefSeq and is a predicted model, not a curated record.